Lactuca saligna is the source of this 2067-nucleotide messenger RNA. NCBI's taxonomy places the organism in Eukaryota, Viridiplantae, Streptophyta, Magnoliopsida, Asterales, Asteraceae. The record is from the annotation of a GenBank genome assembly.
AUGGAUAGAUGGGAUUUCGAUCGCGACACCAAGUAUCGAAGCAGCAAGAGGAAAGAUAGAGGUGGAGAGAGUGAUGAGGAGGAUCGGUAUGGGGAUAAACGAACUAGGGUUGUGCGGUUUGAUCGGGAGAAAGUUGCCGAUGCUGAGGAAGACACAGAUAGGGAUGAGAGGAGGGAAUUGGAGGAUGGAGAUAAGUUGCAACAACGGAAAUUGAACAGGGAAACAAUCACGAAGAUGAAGAAUGAAGUUAAAGAUGAAUCCUGUGGUGGAGCACCCAGUAAGGCAUAUGGAACCCUACAUGAGACCCCUUUGGCGCCCAGCCACCCUAAUCCUGCUUCUAAGGUAUCAUCAUCACUUUCUACCACACAUGAAACCGAAGGAGUUGAUUCUGCAGAUGCUGGCAAGAUUCGAGGCAUCUCUCUCAAUGCUUUAUCUAUGGCCAAAGCAACUUUACUGAAGCACAAGGGACUUGCAGAAAAGAUGAAGAAGAUCCCGUUGCUAAACAAGGGUACUCACUCAGCAAGAGAUGGCCUCAAACCUCCAUCUAGUUCAGGAAUACCCGCUGCCCCACCACAAUCUGCUGCCCAACUUGGUGGCGGGCUGCCCCGAAAUUCUCAUGAAGCUGUAAAACGGGCACAAGAGCUUGCUGCCAAGAUGGGUUUUAGACAAGACCCAGAAGUGACUGUACAACCAAAGCUUUCUAAAGCCCCUGUUCUUAGUUUGGAUGCAUUUGGUAGGGAAGUCGAUGAAAAUGGCAAUGUGGUCAUUAAUAUACCGAAGUUAAACAUCUUGAGCACCCUUAAGGUUAACAAUAACAAACAGAAGAAAGAUACAUUCCAGAUUCUGAAACCGGAAUUAGAAGUGGAUCUAGAUGAAAACCCACACUUUGAUCCUCGAAUGGGAAUCGAUAAAACUAAACUUUUAAGGCCUAAAAAGAUGACCUUUCAGUUUGUUGAGGAAGGGAAGUGGGCUAAAGAGGCAGAAAUUAUCAAGUUGAAGAGUCAAUUUGGUGAAGCACAAUCGAGAGAGUUCAAAGUAAAACAAGCACAUCGACGUGAUAUUAACCCAAAUCUCAUAGAAGUAGCCGAGAGAAUUAUUAUCAAAGAAAAACCGAAAGACGCUAUUCCUGAUGUUGAGUGGUGGGACGUGCAAGUUCUUGAUUCUGGUACUUACGGAAACGUCACAGAAGGGGGGCCACCUGAUGAUAUACUAAAGAAAGAGAAGAUAACUCUCUACAUAGAACAACCCCACCCAAUCGAACCGCCAGCCGAACCGGCCCCACCGCCGCCUCAUCCUCUAAAACUCACCAAAAAAGAACGCAAAAGACUCCGAACUCAAAGACGCCUCGCCACUGAAAAAGCGCGGCAAGAAAUGAUCCGCCUAGGCCUUCUAGAACCCCCAAAACCCAAACUCAAAAUGUGCAAUCUAAUCAAAGUCCUUGGGUCAGAAGCCACCCAAAACCCGACCCGCCUUGAAAUGGAAAUCAGAAGCGCAGCCGCCCAAUGUGAACAGGCUCAUGUUGACCGGAAUAUCGCCCGGAAGUUGACUCCUACCGAAAGACGCGAAAAGAAAAAACGAAAGCUUUUCGAUGACCAUAAUAAUACCCUUGAAACAAUUGUGUCCGUAUACAAAGUUAAUGACCUUUCGCACCUUCAGACUAGGUUUAAGGUUGAUGAAAAUGCACAGAAGAAUCGGUUGUCGGGGUGUGCGGUUAUUUCGGGGGGUAUUUCUGUCGUGGUGGUGGAGGGUGGGGGUAAAUCGGUAAAACGGUAUCAGAAGUUGAUGUUGGAGAGGAUAAAUUGGGCUGCGGCUGUGAAAGAAGAGAAUAUGCAUGAAGAGGUUGAUGAUGAUGAGGAUGAUGAUGAUGAGAAUAAGUGUGAGUUGGUGUGGCAAGGGAGUGUGGCUAAACCAAGUUUUCAAAAGUUUUUGGUGCAUGAAUGCAGUACAGAAAAUGCUGCUCGCAAAGUGUUUUAUGAUGCUGGAGUUGGUCAUUAUUGGGAUUUAGUGGUUAAUUUCUCAAGGAUGUGCAAUAGUCAAACUAUAAAAUUUGGAGAGAAUGAGAGAUGA